Molecule: messenger RNA, 1170 nt
Organism: Chenopodium quinoa (quinoa)
Lineage: Eukaryota; Viridiplantae; Streptophyta; Magnoliopsida; Caryophyllales; Amaranthaceae
Product: protein FAR-RED IMPAIRED RESPONSE 1-like
Exons: 4
Coding region: 1-1170 (389 amino acids)
Biological process (GO): regulation of DNA-templated transcription
Molecular function (GO): zinc ion binding
Source: RefSeq, a predicted model, not a curated record
AUGGAGAAUAGAAUUCCAACCUCCAUAUUCACUAACCAAGACCAAGCUAUGGCUACUGCAAUUGAGCAGGUAUUGCCAGACAUAAGGCAUAGGCUAUGCAUAUGGCACUUAGAACAAAAUGAAAUAACACGAUUUGGAGCCCUUAAAAGGGAUAAUGAGGUGUACAAUCUAAAGGAAAAGUGUUGUCCAGCAUUUAGUAAAGAAUUCUUCUCGGCAGGAAUUCUUUCAUCACAAAGAAGUGAAAGUACGAACCAUGUAGUAGGAUUCAGAGCUAAUAAAUCAACAACACUGACAAAAUUCUAUAGAAUCUUUGUAAGAACCAUAAAAAGAUGGAGAAGUGAUGAGAAGUAUAAUGAGUUUACCUGUAGCAAAUCAAUAGCCUUUACUUCAUUGCCACUAUCCAGAAUGCUAAAGCAUGCUGCUCAGGUUUACACAUUGUCUCUAUUUAGAGACUUUGAAGAGGAAUUUGGCUACUCAAUGGCGACCACAGUACAAAUUCUAGGGAGAACUGAAGAAAACAUUAUUCUUUAUGAAGUAUCGCUAGAAGAAAAGCCAUGGUCUUCCCAACAGGUAAGUUACAUACAUGAGAGCCAAACUAUAUGGUGCACUUGCAAGAAUUUCGAAGCUUCUGGUUGGCUAUGCUGUCACUGCCUCAGAAUUUUACAUCUACAUUCUAUUACAAGAAUUCCAGAGAAGUACAUUAGCAAAAGAUGGACAAAGCUUGCAAAAACUGAAGUAUGGAAUAGAAUGGAAAAUAAGAAUCCAAAACUCCCAUAUACACCAUGGAGACAUACAAUGAUGAGAAAAUAUUAUAACUUAAUCUUAAAGAGUCAAGAAAAUGAAAAGGCAAGAGCAUUCAUGGAGGAAAACUUCAAAAACUGUAUGAAGAUGGUGGAAGACUUACUUGCGGCCGAAGCUUUUACAGAGGAGGUUGCUGCAAGUGAUGACAAUUCUAAUGUGGCAGAGAGUGCUCAGAGUACCAAUAAUACUGCUUCUUCAUCAACAAGUACAACCAUACCCACUAUAUUAGACCCUAAGAGAGCUGUAACAAAGGGAAGAAGCAAGAGAGCAAAAGGAGCACUUGAAAAAGGGAAGAAAUCAAAGAAAAAAGCAUUACUAGAUCCAAAUUCAGAGUUUGGAUCGAAGACACCUACUGUGCGACUUUUUUGA